Striga hermonthica is the source of this 678-nucleotide messenger RNA. The record is from the annotation of a GenBank genome assembly. Lineage: Eukaryota; Viridiplantae; Streptophyta; Magnoliopsida; Lamiales; Orobanchaceae.
AUGGUGGGUCCCACCAACUAUUCAAGUUGCAACCACUUCCAAUUUUCCUCCGACUCCCCAAAUCCCCCCACAAAUCACAAAGCAGCCUCCCCCUUGUAUUUUCAAAAUUUUCGAAAACUCAGCUCAAACCCUAAUCCCCAAAUUUGUUCUCCAUCCACAUACAUUCUUCCUACAGAGAAACAAGAAAUCGACACCGGCAUUAUGAUAUCAUCAGGACCUCGAAUCGGCGACGCUUCCGACCUCCAAGAGGCUGCAGAGGAAGAGGAGGUGCUAAAGCUGGAAGAAGAAGUUCACCAAAUGGCUCAGAAAAUACUCGAAUAUCGAACCACACUCCCGGAGCAGUUCAGCUCAACCCUUCGGUCUGUCCUCGCAUCGGCUAGACCCGUUUUACCGACCCGUUUAACAGACGAAAGGACCGGCCCGGAAACCCCAAUGCUGCUGCCAGACUCAGAAGCCGGAGUUAGCCAAGCUCUUACAAGGGAAAACACGGAAUUAUCGAUCACAGAGGAUAAGGAAGAAGCUGAGAAAAUGCAACUCCUAAAACAAAAGCUCUCUAGCAAUACUGCUGUUCUGCCUGCUGUACUGAACAGGAUGAAAGAGUAUAUGGCCAGGAUUGAUAAGUUAGAAUCGUCUAACUUAAUCAUCCACCCUGCCUUUAAGAGGAAACCAACUGGUUAG